AUGUUCGCUGCUCGCGCAACACACGCCUCGCCGGCGCGUCUGGCUGGCGCUCUGCGCACCAGCGCCGUCGCACAGACCGGUCGAUCGCUCCGCGCCAGCACCUCCAGAUCCUCGGCCGCCUCGCUCUCCACCCUGGCUACCCGCAGCUUCGUUCCUAGCCGUGCGAACACCGUCGCUGGCUCGUCUCUGGCUCGCGCCCUCUCCAUCACCUCCGCCGCCCGCCAAGCUACGCCCAUCGAGGAGGGCGACGGCGAGCCGUUCGACCUCACCACCGUCGAGCGCGUCUCGGACGAGGUCGACGUCAUCAUCGUCGGUGGCGGCCCAGCCGGUCUUUCGGCUGCCAUCAAGAUCAAGCAGCUCGCUGAGAAGCGGGGUGAGGAGAUUCGCGUCGUCGUGCUCGAAAAGGGCCCCGAGGUGGGCAACCACAUUCUCUCCGGCGCUGUCAUCCAGACCAAUGCGCUCGACGAACUGCUGCCCGAUUGGAAGGAGCUCGGUGCGCCGCUCAACCAGGAGGCGUUGGAGGACCAGAUGCGUUUCCUCACGCCCACCGGCUCGUUCCCCAUGCCCCACCCGCCACAGAUGAGCAACAAGGGCAACUACAUUGUUUCGCUCUCCCGUGUUGUGGCGUGGCUGGGCGAGCAGGCUGAGGCCGCCGGUGUCGAGAUCUAUCCCGGUUUUGCGGCUGCACAGCCUCUGUGGGACACAGAUGCCAGCGGAAAGCCCAUCGGCAUCAAGGGCGUCAUCACCAACGAAAUUGGACUGGACAAGUCGCGCAAGCCAAAGGACUCGUUCGAGGCGGGAAUGGAGUUCCAUGCGCCUAUCACGCUGUUUGCGGAAGGCGCGCACGGGAGUAUGACGCAGAAGAUGAUCCGUCAGCUUGGGCUGCGCGAUGCGGUGGGUGCCGAUGCGCAGACGUACGGUCUGGGUGUCAAGGAGGUCUGGCGCGUCAAGCCGGAGAAGCACCAGGCCGGGUUGGUGACGCAUACGAUGGGGUGGCCGCUGGACACAGCGACCUACGGUGGAAGCUGGACGUACCAUAUGGAGGACAACAUGGUUUCGUUGGGUCUGGUCGUUGGGUUGGAUUAUCAGAAUCCGUACCUGAGCCCGUUCCGCGAGUUCCAGCGGAUGAAGCACCAUCCAUUCUUCAAGGAUCUGCUUGAAGGAGGCGAGUGCCUUGCGUAUGGUGCUAGGACGCUGAAUGAGGGCGGCUAUCAGUCGAUCCCGAAGCUCAACUUCCCCGGUGGAGCGCUGGUCGGUUGCGCUGCGGGCUUCUUGAACGUGCCCAAGAUCAAGGGUACGCACAAUGCGAUGAAGUCCGGCAUGGUAGCUGCCGAAGCGGUGGUCGAGGCGCUGGCCAAGCGAACCGAGUCCGGAUCGGAGGAGAGCAUCGACCUGGUCGACUACCGAAAGAGACUCGAUGACACGUACGUCAUGAAGGAGCUGUACGAGGUGCGAAACUUGCGACCGUCGUUCCACGGCCCGCUCGGGUUCUGGGGCGGACUGGCCUAUUCGGGACUCGACUCGAUGAUCCUCAAAGGCCGAGUGCCGUGGACAUUCCACCACCCUGGUGAGGAUCACGCGCAGACCAAACCAGCUGCUCAGUGCGAACCCAUCGAGUACCCCAAGCCGGACGGAAAGCUCUCGUUCGACAUCCUCACCUCGGUUUCGAGGACUGGAACCAACCACGCCGAAGACCAACCCGUCCACCUCGUCGUCAAGGACGGCGACUACAAGGGCCACGUCGAGCGCAAUGUCGGCACCUUCGAAGGUCCCCUCGGUCGAUGCUGCCCCGCUGGCGUGUAUGAGUAUGUCGAAGCGGAUAGCCCGGCUCAGGAAGACGCUUUGGGCAAGAAGCUGGUGAUCAACAGCCAGAACUGCAUCCACUGCUACACGUGUUCCAUCAAGACCCCCGAUCAGUCCAUUCGAUGGGACGUGCCCGAGGGCGGAGGCGGACCCAAGUACUCGCUCACCUAA
This is a messenger RNA of Kalmanozyma brasiliensis GHG001, 1974 nucleotides long. RefSeq names its product Electron transfer flavoprotein-ubiquinone oxidoreductase. The record is from RefSeq and is a predicted model, not a curated record. NCBI's taxonomy places the organism in Eukaryota, Fungi, Basidiomycota, Ustilaginomycetes, Ustilaginales. Gene Ontology annotation, molecular function: electron-transferring-flavoprotein dehydrogenase activity; iron-sulfur cluster binding. Bases 1 to 1974 code for a protein of 657 amino acids. Gene Ontology annotation, cellular component: mitochondrial inner membrane. Gene Ontology annotation, biological process: electron transport chain. The transcript has a single exon.